Molecule: messenger RNA, 1233 nt
Organism: Rhodotorula toruloides NP11
Lineage: Eukaryota; Fungi; Basidiomycota; Microbotryomycetes; Sporidiobolales; Sporidiobolaceae
Product: alpha-1,2-mannosyltransferase, glycosyltransferase family 15 protein
Exons: 9
Coding region: 1-1233 (410 amino acids)
Biological process (GO): protein N-linked glycosylation; cell wall mannoprotein biosynthetic process
Cellular component (GO): membrane; Golgi apparatus
Molecular function (GO): alpha-1,2-mannosyltransferase activity
Source: RefSeq, a predicted model, not a curated record
AUGCUGCCAGCGUCGCCCUACGCGCGGUACGGUAUCGCCAUCGGAUUCGCCUUUCUCGUUCUGCAUUUCCUCGGCCAGGCCACAUCCCCUUCCUAUCGACACUCGACAUCCCUCGAACAGGCCCGUGUGCGACUAGGGCUGAAGGAGCGACCGGCAGAGACGUGGUACGAGGGACGGCGGGUACCGCCGUGGCGGGAAGUGCGGGUCAAGGCGCCGCCGCGGGAUGAGGAGAUUGCGGUGAAUACGACGCAGCGGGUCAGCGCGACCUUUGUCAUGCUCGCGAGGAACUCGGAUGUCUGGGGAGCGUUGGACAGCAUUCGGCAGGUCGAAGACCGCUUCAACCACCGGUACCAUUACGACUGGCUCUUCCUCAACGAAGAACCCUUCAAUGACGAGUUCAAGCGGCACGUUUCCGGCAUCGCCUCCGGCAAAGUCCAGUUCGGGUUGGUCCCCGAGUCCGAGUGGCCGAAGGGUUUCCCUGAGGGUAUCGACCAGGAGAAGGCGCUGCGUUUGAUCAACGAGAUGGGACAGAAGCCUAUACCCUACGGAGGAAGCGUGCCAUACCGCAAGAUGUGUCGAUACCAGUCUGGCGGGUUUUGGAAGCACGAGCUGUUGGAUCCGUAUGAGUUCUACUGGCGGGUCGAACCGAACGUCAAAUUCCUCUGUGACAUCCCCUACGACCCUUUCCGCGUCAUGAAGGACCAGAGCAAAGUCUACGGAUUCGUCGUCUCGCUCUACGAGUACCAAGCAACGAUCGAGACAUUGUGGGCUACAACGAAGAACUUCACGGACGCACAUCCUGAGUACCUCGCCGAGCCGAACAUGCUCGAGUGGAUCAGCGAGGAUGGAGGUGGAACGUACAACGGGUGUCACUACUGGUCCAACUUUGAGAUCGCCCGCAUCGACUUCUGGCGCUCUGAAGCGUACCGAGCAUACUUCGACCACCUCGACAAGUCGGGCGGCUUCUUCUACGAGCGAUGGGGAGACGCCCCGGUCCACAGUCUCGCCGCCUCGCUCUUCCUCCGCCCCGACCAGAUCCACUGGUUCUACUCGAUCGGAUACCGCCAUGAGCCCUUCCAGAACUGCCCGCUUCCGGGCUUCGGCACCAAGUGCGCAUGCUCGACAAGCCCGGACGACCCGCACAACAAUUUCUGGCAGCAUGGAUAUUCGUGUACACCGCGGUGGAGGAAACUGACGGGGUGGAAGGGGAUGACGCCGUUCUCGCAUGACUGA